This is a messenger RNA of Engraulis encrasicolus (European anchovy), 708 nucleotides long. RefSeq names its product HOATZ cilia and flagella associated protein (gene hoatz). Gene Ontology annotation, biological process: cilium assembly. Lineage: Eukaryota; Metazoa; Chordata; Actinopteri; Clupeiformes; Engraulidae. Bases 80 to 589 code for a protein of 169 amino acids. The transcript has 6 exons. The record is from RefSeq and is a predicted model, not a curated record.
AACAUACAACACUGUAAGCUACCUUCUCUGGGCGUGAUCGGUAUAGUGCGUGCGUGCUAAGUGAAGAACUGUAACAGUAAUGGGAACUGACCAACCACUGGACAGUGCUGAGGCGCCGAAGCUUGACUUCGAAGCGCAGUUUACCAUUUUUGUGGGGUCGUCUAGUGAGGAUGUCUCAUAUGCGAAGACAUUCUGGAAUUCCCUCGCUCUGCAUCCGCCGAUAGAGUCACGACUGGAGUCUGCAGACGUCAGUCAACGACUCAAAGUAGCCAAAGAUCCAUCCUGUAAAACCGUACCCAGGCCCAGCACACCAAAAAACCAUGCCUUGUUUGACAAAGUCUCACAACAGAAGGUGGAGGAGGACAGACAAAGAUACAAAGACAUGGCUAAACGGAGAGACGAGAUCAUAAUGCUACUGAAAAAGCAAAGAGAGGAGAGAAUGAAGAGAGAACUGAUUUCUCGUCCCUUCAAGCCCAAGCAGUGCCAGGAAGAAAACAGGGAGACGUCUGCACCUGCCCCUGCCCCUGGCCCUGAGACCUUAUCACCAGACCAAGAGGAGGAGAUACAGAAUGUUAGGAGCCUACAGUAGACUUGGAGUUUUGCUAAGUAAACCGACAUGGAUAUAGGCCUGUAUACAGUUGUGCACUGUCAGAUCAGAGUACUUUUUUGUUUUUUUAAAUAAAUGAAACAUUGUUGUGGUUACUUCAA